This is a messenger RNA of Nannizzia gypsea CBS 118893, 2910 nucleotides long. RefSeq lists its product as hypothetical. The transcript has a single exon. The record is from RefSeq and is a predicted model, not a curated record. Bases 1 to 2910 code for a protein of 969 amino acids. NCBI's taxonomy places the organism in Eukaryota, Fungi, Ascomycota, Eurotiomycetes, Onygenales, Arthrodermataceae.
AUGGCUCUCUGGCCGUUUGGUCGUCACAAGAAGCGAGCUCGCCGGGGAGACGACGAGGUCACCACAACGACCACAACGACAACGACCACUGCACCGGCCGCAUCCUCCUCUCCGGCACGGCAGCCUCACACUCCUCCAGCUCAGACCGAGGCGGCCACGAAGACGGCCACGACUGGCGGACAUGGCUUCUCCGCUGGCAGGCUGGUCCGUCGGGACAGCAAGCGUCAGAAGUACAGCGGUGUCUCUCCGGCAGCCGCACCGCCAGUUCCAGCAACUCCCACUGCUAUCACCACCACUGCUCCUGCUGCUACUUCAUCUCCCGUAGCCAUCACGACUCCGGCUACUCCGGCUACAGCAGCUACAGCAGCUACUGACUCCCCCAUGACGUUGCCGGCCGGUCGAGCUCUGCGACAGCCCACUUCAGUCGACACUUUUGCCUCCGUCAAUGCACUCGCCCCGUCCAAGCUCCGCCAGUCUGAGCACCAGCACCACCAAAACACCAUGAUGUCUCAGGUUCAGAUUCAGGACUCCCGAGACGCUUCAACGGCCCCCUACCUUGUUCCGACGCUGCAUGGGAAGAGAUAUCCCUCCGAGCCCACUUCUAUCCUCCGCCGUCGUUCGGAGAGACGCAGACGCAUCGAUCCCGAGCGCGAGCAGGAGAUCAAGCGCAUGGGCAGUCUUGUCUGGGAGCAUCCAAAGCGCAAUAACAACAACAAUAAUAACCCUUCCACUGCCACUGCCACCUCCAACAGGGACAAGCAUCUUUCCGACCCUUUCACCUCGUCUCCUGCGCCUUCGGCCCCCAUUCGCGACCAGGGAGAGUCGCCAUCCUACACCUUCAAGCUCGGUGCUCUCAAUGCACUGUCCCCUCGACCGUUCCUUCGAUAUGCUUCGGCUGAUGGAACCCGCAGCUCUCUGCCGCCAACUGCCGAUAUCUCGCGUUCUUCUACCACCAGAGACAAGGCCAAACCACGAUGGUUCUCUGCCGACCAGGCCGCCGCUACUGCCGGCAGUAGUAAGAAGAUCGAAGAGCUGGCUGACUCCAUGGAUGCCGGUGCUCUGCGCCAGCUCAUGGACCGUGACAGACGGCGCAGACUGGUCAAGCGUCAGAUUCUCAGAGAACAACAGCAACAGCAGGCCGCUGCGGCUGCUCGUCAGGCAGAAGAAGCAUCAGCUGAACAUCAACAACAGCAACUCCAAACCCAACAGCCAGAGCCAGAGUCGCGGGUAGAGCCCCAGGUAGAACAACAACAGUUGCAAACACAGACACAGCCACUCGAGAAGAUCGUGACUGCAGGAACCACCAGCAUCCCCUCAUCACAGGACCGCAUGGACGUCUCUAAGCCUCAGUCCCAGCAGCAGUCCCUCCAACAAACCCAGUCAUGGCUCCAGGAUGCAUCAAAGGAAAGCCUGGUCAAGGGAGAGCACGCCGUUGAAAUAGAAACGGCCACCGAUGUAUUAAAGACCGAACAUGGCCGCCAAAGCCAGGUUGCUCCAUCCACCGUCCUCUCUCGCAACGGACAGACCCUCGAACUCGCUCUCCCAGCCGACGAACACAGAGACGAGAUCCCCGACAUCCGUGAACACCCUGCAUUCCGCCAACCUUCCGUCUCCGAAACGUCUGCCUCCGCAUCACUAUCAGUAUCUGCGUCUGCAUCUGCCUCCACCAAACCAAGCACCAUGCUGAACGAGACCAAGCUCGGCCGGACCUGGACCCAGCUCUUCCGCCGUCGAGGCACCCUCCGCCGCAAGCCCAACCGCAACAUCCUGCCAAAGAACGGCUCUUCCGAGUUCUCCGUCACUUCUCGCACCCACCAGUACUUCAACCGCGGUGGUGCUGCUGCUGCUCAUCACGGCGCUGGUUCCGCCGCUUCCCACCCCAUUGCCAUUGGUACGGCUGCGUCCUCCCACCGGGCAGGCACUGAUACCCAGUCCAUCACCUCCAAAUUCACCGAACACCUCGACGAUGGCUGCUCCGGCUCCGGCUCCGCAGUCCGACUGUCGACGUCCGCUCCGGGACCACGCAUGUAUUCUCCCGAACCGCCGUACAACCUCCACCGAGAAGACUCGUACUCCGUCUCGGUCUCCGCCUCGCAGCGCAUGAGCGGCGCAGAAAAGUACAGCAUCAGCGGCAUGUCGGCCGGAGCUGGAAUCGGAGCAGGAACCUACGUGUCUGGCCCAGACACCCGGCCCAACAGCACCUUCUUAGCGCAGUCUCUGGCCUCCAUCGACUCGGAGGGCAGCUGGCUGUCCGGCCGUCCAUCCCGACGUCUCUCUCAAGCACCGCUCAAGAGCCCCGGUUCGACUCGCGAACGACUGGACGACACCAGCCCUAUCAUUGAUCCCGACCUGGAAGACGACAACGCCAUCAGCAGCGACGAAUACUUUGGCGCUCUCCCCGUGCCCAAAGAGGAAGAGGAGGAAGAAGGCACGUUCCCCAAACACCACCGCGGUCUCAACAUCACCACCGCUUCCAAUGACGCCGCCGAUGUCCACCACCCUGCCAUCAUGAACGGCCACAGCGACGAAGCCGAGAUCAGUCCACUGCCCGAAGAAGCCGACGACGGCAUGGCUCUCGCCAACGCAGACGGCGACCCACCGACAUGGCACUCUAGCGUCGGCAAACAGCCGCGUCUGGUCAACCCCGAGACCCGCGCAAAGUCCCGCGAAGGCCUAUUCACCGAGUUCAUCGACAGCGAGAAUGAAAUCAGCCCCAUCGACGAACCAGAGGACGUAACCGAGAUCCGUCGAGCCCAGAGCGUCGACCUAGGCCGCCAUAUCCGCCACAUGAGCGUCGGCAGCGCAAAGCUGGUCACCUUAUCCCGGGCCGAGUCGAGCGGCAAGCGACACAGCUCUAUUUCCAUGAGCAGCUCUGGCAUUUUCCCUUCCAGAGCCGACGACGAAAUCUGA